AUGUCGCCGCCGCCGCCGCUCCAGGCGCCGGACUACAAGUACGUCACGGAGGAGUGCCUCCGCGAGUGGAAGGGCCAGUCCGCCGCCGCCUUCCGCCUCCCCGAUCCGGUCCCCAUGCCGCGCUUCCUCUACGAGCUCUGCUGGGCGGUGGUGCGGGGGGACCUGCCGCCGCACAAGUGCCGGGCGGCGCUGGAUUCGGUGGUCUUCGUGGAGGAGCCGUGGCAGGAGGAGUCCGGCUCCGUGCUCGCCGACAUCGUCGCGCACCUAGGGCAGGAUAUUACAAUUUCUGGUGAAUACCGCAACCGUCUUGUCAAAAUGACUAAGUCAUUCGUGGAGUCUUCGUUGAUUAUGCCUAGGCUUCUUCAAGAGCGAUGUGAAGUGAGAAGAAUUCCUAUGGGAGGUUGA
Messenger RNA from Lolium rigidum, 405 nucleotides. RefSeq names its product THO complex subunit 2-like. Gene Ontology annotation, biological process: mRNA export from nucleus; mRNA processing. The transcript has 5 exons. NCBI's taxonomy places the organism in Eukaryota, Viridiplantae, Streptophyta, Magnoliopsida, Poales, Poaceae. The coding region runs from base 1 to 405 and encodes 134 amino acids. The record is from RefSeq and is a predicted model, not a curated record. Gene Ontology annotation, molecular function: mRNA binding. Gene Ontology annotation, cellular component: THO complex part of transcription export complex.